AGUUUGAGAAUAUUAUUAACCGUGUGUAGCGGGCCUUAAAGCUCUAGGAGCGCAGAUCCGAGCCAACCACAAACAGAAAAGAAGUUGAAUUUCCUUGUCACAUCAUUUGGCCUCGAAUGCGAUCAUUGUUGAUCGGUUUUUGUAUACAAAAUGUUCAUUGUUUUCGGUAGUUAAAUUUUUUCACUACGUACGAAAAGCGUGUGUAUGAUGUAAAAAACGUUAAAGUAAAAUUUUAAUGCGUAUAAAAGUUUGCCAAACAAUUGAAACACCUGACGUGAUAUGAAGAAUAAAAAAAAUAUAUAAACAAAAAUUAAAGACAUGUGUGUUGUGUAAAUAGUCACACGAUGUCAGGUAUAAAUUAUUCAAAAGAUCAAAUAGAGCAAAAAAGGUUAUUGGCCUUGCAGCGUAAAGCUGAGAAAGAUGCAAAGAAGACUGCAACAAACAACUCAUUCAACCAGUACAAUUCAACCCCUGGUAAAUCGGGUCUCAAUUUAAAUUCUCCUGAACAUAAUAAAGCACUGAGUUUAAUUCAGUAUGCAUACAAAAAAGAUUCAUGCGGCGCUAUGAGAUCACCAAAAAGUUAUAACAACAGACCAACUCCUAUUGAUGCUAAAAAAUUUUUUGCUCCUGUCACUGUCCUAAUGGGCACUUGUACUAUGAUUACCGAAAACCGCUUCAUGGUUGAUGUUGAAUAUCAUCAAAAACUUAUUGAUGUGUUCAAAACAAUUCCUAGCAAAUUAUAUGAUCAAAAAACUCGUCGUUGGAGUUUCCACAUCUCGGACUAUGAGAAAUUGACUUCAAAGUGUAACGCACUAAGGCCAGAAGUGGUUUUAGCAGGAAUCCCGAGUUAUGUGAUGAAAGUAUUCAAGAAGAGCCUAACCAAACAGACUGAAGUAGAAUUAAUAGAUCUGUCGCCGAUUGACAGUAAACUAACCGAGAGCCUAAUGCCUUUUCAACAAGAAGGAAUUAGAUAUGGAAUAUCAAAAAGAGGUCGAUGUUUUAUAGCCGAUGAUAUGGGACUUGGAAAAACCAUACAAGCUCUAGGUUUGGCACAUUAUUAUCGAGAAAAUUGGCCUCUUUUGAUAGUCACUCCUUCUUCAGUGAGGUACCAAUGGUCUGAAGCAAUUUUCACUUUCCUUCCGAGUGUGCCAGUUCAGAGCGUCCACCAUUUUACCAGUGGUAAAGAUUACAUUGGAAAUAGUCAAAUAACGAUAGUCUCGUACGAUUUGCUGGUCAGAUCGAUCGAAGUGUUUAAACGCCGGACUUAUGGAUUCGUGAUACUUGACGAAUCUCAUACGGUGAAAAGUGGAAAAACCGCGAGGUCGAAAGCGGUACAAGUAAUAACAACGAACGCUUUUCACGUUGUGCUUCUUAGCGGAACACCAGCGUUGUCACGACCAGUGGAGCUUUACUCACAAAUCAGUCUUAUCAUGGGGCACUCUUUUAUGGGAUUUCACGAUUACGGAAUUCGUUAUUGCGCAGGGGAGAAGAAAUCUUUUGGUUGGGAUUAUUCGGGCUCUUCGAACAUGCAAGAGUUACAGUUGUUGUUGAGAGCAUGUUGUUUAAUCAGACGGUUGAAAUCUGACGUACUGAAGCAAUUACCCGAUAAAAUCAGGCAAGUUGUUAUACUAGAUCCGACACUGAUUAAAAAAGCAUCAGAAGAAGCAAAAAAGAUCGCUGCAAAACUGGGAAGCUCGGGAUUGGGACAUCGAGACAGGGAAAACGCUAUAUUAGAAUAUUAUCACGAAUCGAGUGAUCAGCGAGUCUUGGCCGUAUGCAAUUACGUUGCCGAUCUUCUCGAACGUGGACAAAAGUUCCUCAUUUACGCUCAUCAUCAACUUGUUCUUGACUCAAUCUGUCAGCUUUUACAUUCCAAAGACGUCCAAUUUAUACGAAUCGACGGUAAAACUCUUCCGGAUCAGAGAAAAGCCUCAGUUGAUUUGUUUCAAGAGUCAGAUUCAUGUUUGGUUGCAGUUUUAUCGAUAACUGCAGCUAAUGCCGGUAUCACCUUGACCGCCGCUCAGCUUGUGGUGUUCGCUGAACUUUUCUGGAACCCUGGGAUUUUGUGUCAAGCUGAGGACAGAGUUCAUAGAAUCGGUCAGAGCGGGAGUGUGACAAUUCAAUAUCUCGUAGGAAAGAACACAGUGGACGAUUAUCUGUGGCCUCUGAUUCAACACAAAAUUAGUGUUCUGACGAAGGUUGGCUUGGAUCAGAACUUUUGCUUGAAAAAUGCGGAGGUUUCGGAACAAAAGAUGAACGAAGAAAACUCACUGUCGAAGUCUCCAAUUGAAAAGCAGACUUCGAUGGACUCGUUUGUAAGUAAAUGCUCGCCGAACACGAGUCAAGAAAGUGGUCUCAGUAUGAAUAAAGAAAAAAGUACCGACGAGGCUUGUGAGAAUUUCGGAAACUUAUUAGAUCUUGAUGAAGCUGACUUUGCCGACAUCGAUUUCGACGAUGUUUCGUGAUAAUUAAAAAAAAUAAGAGAGACAAUGGACAAAAGAUUGUACAGUUGUGUCGAAGGAGUUGUUACCUCGAAUUUCCACGUUAAAGAUAGGAAUUAUUUUUAUGUAUUCAAUAUAUUUUCGUCGCCAUUAUUUUGUGAUACGAACGAUCAAUUUUGAGGCAAUUAAAGGUCAUUCUAUAUGCAA
Molecule: messenger RNA, 2648 nt
Organism: Venturia canescens
Lineage: Eukaryota; Metazoa; Arthropoda; Insecta; Hymenoptera; Ichneumonidae
Gene: Marcal1
Product: SWI/SNF-related matrix-associated actin-dependent regulator of chromatin subfamily A-like protein 1
Exons: 12
Coding region: 345-2465 (706 amino acids)
Biological process (GO): replication fork processing; DNA repair
Molecular function (GO): ATP binding; ATP-dependent chromatin remodeler activity
Source: RefSeq, a predicted model, not a curated record